Messenger RNA from Botrytis sinoallii, 1188 nucleotides. RefSeq lists its product as uncharacterized. Gene Ontology annotation, biological process: lipid metabolic process. Bases 1 to 1188 code for a protein of 395 amino acids. Gene Ontology annotation, molecular function: phosphoric diester hydrolase activity. The record is from RefSeq and is a predicted model, not a curated record. NCBI's taxonomy places the organism in Eukaryota, Fungi, Ascomycota, Leotiomycetes, Helotiales, Sclerotiniaceae. The transcript has a single exon.
AUGCUCAUUGCUAUUCCCAACUUUUUAAUCGCUUUGGCAAUAUCAUAUGGAGCCCAUGCUUCCCCAAUAUCACGUCAAGUCAGCGAGUCAGAUGUUUCACUGCAAGAAUUUGCCCUCCAGAAGCUCCUUACAAAUGCAUCUCCGAUUUUUGGGAACUACGCAGACAAUCAAUUGAAUACCUCGACGUGGAUGAGCCGAUACGCUGAUACCACAAAGCUCGUACAUAUGAAUAUUCCAGGGACUCACGAUACCGCAACUUGGAACUAUUCUCUCGCCACUCAGUCUGCGCUAUCUGGUGUCACAUCUCUAGGAAAUCAAGUCCCUAAUCCACCAGAGUAUUAUCGCUGCCAGAAUAAUUCUAUUGCAGAUAUGCUCAAUGCGGGAAUACGAGCAUUCGACUUGAGAUUUGCCCUGGAUGUUACAAACACCUCGAUUGUAUUUUGGCAUAGUCAAGCUCUUCUAUCCCAGACUGCAACGUUGGAUGAUGUACUAUUUGGUUAUUUUCAUUGGCUUGAUAAUCAUCCCUCUGAAGUAGUCUUGCUUAGCCUUCAAUAUGAAGGUAGCACGACGGAAUAUGGAAGAAAUGAUGAAGAAGCACAACUCAAGCUGUUCAAUGUUCUCACGUCACCAGCAGCAACAAAGUAUUUUUUACAGACGAAAAAUGAAUUGGGAACUCUUGGUGAUGCAAGAGGUAAAAUUGUUCUUCUUCGCCGCUUCGAUCUUGAUCAAUUGUCAGACGCUUACGAAAAUGCUUUACCUGGUCUUCAUUUCUCCCCCGCUCUUUGGAUCGAUAAUUCCCCUGACAUUGAAAUUAAUUAUAAUACAGCAAACAAUUAUACAGCAUAUAUCGAGGAUAAUUAUGAGCCUCAAACUCCAGCUCAGUCAAAUGCAACGGUCAAUAUUCAAUCGAAGUACCAGGUCACAAUGAUACAUCUGAUGAAGGCAGCGGAUGAGUCUUUAGCACCCGAUGGUUUAUGGUGGACUUGGGCCAGUGGAGGAAAGAUCUCAGAUGGUGUGUUUCCUGAGACAAUGGCUAUUGGAAAUGGGACAGAAUAUACGCCAGCUGGUGGUGUAAAUCAAAACCUGAUGACAUUUUUAAAAAGGAUGAGUGGAAAGAGGGUGGGAAUUGUCAUGUUUGACUUUUUUGAGACGCCGGGAAAUUUGGUCGAGACUUUACUAAGUUUGUAA